AGGCAGACGGCUCCGCGGGCGCCUCAACUCCUCCGCUGCGCUGGCCCCUGGGCUGCCGGCAACCGGCAUGGGGCUGCUCCAGGUGUUGAUCUGCAGUCUCUUAGCCCUGUGCCGAAUCCAAGUGGACGCUCAGGAACCCGAGUUCAGCUAUGGCUGUGCGGAAGGCAGCUGCUACCCCGCCACGGGUGACCUCCUCAUUGGACGCUCACAAAAACUAUCCGUGACCUCUACCUGCGGGCUGCACAAGCCGGAGCCCUACUGUAUCGUCAGCCACUUGCAGGAGGACAAGAAGUGCUUCAUAUGCGAUUCGCAAGACCCUUAUCACGAGACCCUCAACCCUGACAGCCAUCUCAUUGAGAACGUGGUCACAACCUUCGCUCCAAACCGCCUUAAGAUCUGGUGGCAAUCUGAAAACGGUGUGGAAAAUGUCACUAUCCAACUGGAUCUGGAAGCAGAAUUCCAUUUUACGCAUCUCAUAAUGACAUUCAAGACAUUCCGUCCGGCUGCUAUGCUGAUAGAGCGAUCGUCUGAUUUUGGGCAGACCUGGGGCGUGUACAGGUACUUUGCCUAUGACUGUGAGAGCUCGUUUCCAGGCGUUUCGACGGGCCCUAUGAAGAAAGUUGACGAUAUCAUCUGUGAUUCCCGAUAUUCCGACAUCGAGCCCUCGACGGAAGGAGAGGUGAUAUUUCGUGCUUUAGAUCCUGCUUUCAAAAUAGAAGACCCGUACAGCCCAAGGAUACAGAAUCUGUUGAAAAUCACCAACUUGAGAAUCAAGUUUGUGAAACUGCAUACUUUGGGAGAUAACCUUCUGGAUUCCAGAAUGGAGAUCAGAGAGAAGUACUACUACGCUGUCUAUGACAUGGUAGUUCGAGGAAACUGCUUCUGCUACGGCCAUGCCAGUGAGUGUGCCCCUGUGGAUGGAUUCAACGAGGAAGUGGAAGGAAUGGUGCAUGGCCACUGCAUGUGCAGGCAUAACACCAAGGGCCUGAACUGUGAGCUGUGCAUGGAUUUCUACCAUGACUUACCGUGGAGACCUGCCGAAGGUCGAAACAGCAAUGCCUGCAAAAAGUGCAACUGCAACGAGCACUCCAGCUCGUGUCACUUUGACAUGGCGGUGUACCUGGCCACCGGCAAUGUCAGUGGGGGCGUAUGCGAUGACUGUCAGCACAACACCAUGGGACGCAACUGUGAGCAGUGCAGACCCUUCUACUACCAGCACCCGGAGAGGGACAUCCGAGAUCCUAACGUCUGUGAAAAAUGUUCAUGUGAUCCAGCUGGUUCUCAGAACGAAGGCAUCUGUGACAGCUACACUGACUUUGCUACUGGUCUCAUUGCCGGUCAGUGUCGGUGUAAACCCUACGUAGAAGGGGAACACUGCGAUGUUUGCAAGGAAGGCUUCUACGGCUUAAGCGCCACAGACCCGUUUGGUUGUCAGUCCUGUGCUUGCAAUCCUUUGGGAACCAUUCCUGGCGGGAAUCCUUGUGACUCGGAGACUGGGUACUGCUACUGUAAGCGUCUGGUGAUGGGACAGCGCUGUGACCAGUGUCUGCCGGAGCACUGGGGCUUAAGCAAUGAUCUGGAUGGAUGUCGACCUUGCGACUGUGACCUUGGGGGUGCCUUAAACAACAGUUGCUCUCCAGAGUCAGGCCAGUGCUCGUGUCGGCCCCACAUGAUCGGACGUCAGUGCAACGAAGUGGAGUCCGGAUACUACUUUACCACGUUGGAUCAUUACAUCUACGAGGCAGAGGAGGGCAAUCUGGGCCCGGGAGUUAGCAUAGUGGAGCGGCUGUAUAUCCAGGACCGCACUCCCUCCUGGACUGGAGCUGGCUUCGUCCGAGUGCCUGAAGGAGCUUAUUUGGAGUUUUUCAUUGACAACAUACCGUAUUCUAUGGAGUAUGACAUCUUAAUUCGCUAUGAGCCCCAGCUGCCCGACCACUGGGAAAAGGCUGUCAUCACCGUGCAGCGACCUGGAAAGAUUCCAGCCAGCAGCCGCUGCGGGAACACUGUUCCGGAUGAUGACAACCAGGUGGUGUCGUUAUCACCCGGCUCAAGAUAUGUGGUCCUCCCUCGCCCCGUGUGCUUUGAGAAGGGCAUGAACUACACUGUGAGGCUGGAGCUGCCACAGUACACCUCCUCCGACAGUGGUGUGGACAGCCCGUACACACUCAUCGAUUCUCUUGUUCUCAUGCCCUACUGCCGGUCGCUGGACAUCUUCACCGUGGGAGGGUCAGGCGAUGGAGUGGUGACCAGCAGUGCCUGGGAGACCUUCCAGAGGUACCGCUGCCUGGAGAACAGCCGUAGUGUCGUGAAAACGCCCAUGACGGACGUUUGCAGAAACAUCAUUUUUAGCAUUUCAGCCCUGCUACACCAGACCGGCCUGGCUUGUGAAUGUAACCCUCAGGGCUCCUUGAGUUCCGUAUGUGACCCCAACGGAGGCCAGUGUGAGUGUCGGCCAAAUGUGGUGGGACGAACCUGUGACAGAUGUGCCCCAGGAACCUUUGGCUUUGGCCCCAGCGGAUGCAAACCUUGUGAGUGCCACCUGCAAGGAUCGGUCAAUGCCUUCUGUGAUGCCAUCACGGGCCAGUGCCAAUGUUUUCACGGGGUAUAUGCACGGCAGUGUGACCGAUGUUUACCUGGGUACUGGGGCUUUCCUGCCUGCCAGCCCUGCCAAUGCAAUGGGCAUGCGGAUGACUGUGACUCGGUGACGGGGCAGUGCCUGGGCUGCCAGGACUACACCACAGGUCACAACUGUGAAAGGUGCGUGGCUGGUUACUAUGGCGACCCCAUCAUCGGGUCGGGAGAUCACUGCCGCCCGUGUCCUUGCCCAGAUGGCCCAGGCAGUGGCCGCCAGUUUGCUGGAAGCUGUUACCAGGAUCCUGUUACUUUACAGCUUGCUUGUGUUUGUGAACAGGGAUAUAUUGGCUCCAGGUGCGACGACUGUGCCUCCGGGUACUUUGGGAAUCCCUCAGACGUGGGUGGGUCAUGCCAGCCCUGCCAGUGCCACCACAACAUUGACACAACAGACCCAGAAGCCUGUGACAAGGAGACGGGACAGUGCCUCAAGUGCUUGUACCACACUGAAGGGGACCAUUGUGAGUUGUGUCGCUUCGGCUACUAUGGAGACGCUCUCCGGCAGGACUGCAGAAAAUGUGUCUGCAACUACCUAGGCACCAUGCAGGAGCACUGCAAUGGCUCCAACUGCCAGUGCGACAAAGGCACUGGCCAGUGCCCGUGCCUCCCGAACGUGGUGGGACAGAACUGUGACCACUGUGCACCCAACACCUGGCAGCUGGCCAGUGGCACUGGCUGUGAGCCCUGUGGCUGCAAUGACCUGCAUUCCUUCGGGCCAUCUUGUAAUGAGUUCACGGGGCAGUGCCAGUGCAUGCCUGGCUUUGGAGGCCGCACCUGCAGUGAGUGCCAGGAGCUCUUCUGGGGAGACCCCGACGUGGAGUGCCGAGCCUGCGACUGUGACCCCAGGGGCAUUGAGACGCCGCAGUGUGACCAGUCCUCAGGCCAGUGUGUCUGCGUGGAGGGCGUUGAGGGUCCCCGUUGUGACAAGUGCACCCGUGGGUACUCGGGGGUGUUCCCCAGUUGCACGCCCUGCCACCAAUGCUUCGCUCUCUGGGACGUCAUCAUCUCUGAGCUCACCAACAAGACCCACAGAUUCCUAGAAAGAGCCAAGGCCUUGAAGAUCAGUGGCGUGAUCGGGCCCUACCGGGAGACCGUGGACUCAAUAGAGAAGAAGGUCAACGACAUAAAAGACAUCCUGGCCCAGAGCCCCGCAGCCGAGCCGCUGAAAAACAUCGGGAAUCUCUUCGAGGAAGCAGAGAAACUCAGCAAAGAUGUUACAGAGAAGAUGGCCCAACUAGAAGUGAAGUUAUCCGAUACGACUGAGCAAAGCAACAGCACGACCAGAGAGCUGGAGUCUCUGCAGGCAGAGGCGGAGAGUCUCGGCAACACCGUGAAAGAACUUGCUGAACAACUUGAGUUUAUCAAAAACUCUGAUAUCCGAGGUGCCUUGGAUAGCAUUAACAAGUAUUUUCAGAUGUCCCUUGAGGCAGAGGAGAGGGUGAAUGCCUCCACCACAGAUCCCAACAGCACGGUGGAGCAGUCGGCUCUCAUACGGGAAAGAGUGGAAGACCUGAUGAUGGAGCAAGAAUCCCGGUUCAGAGAAAAGCAAGAGGAGCAGGCUCGCCUUCUUGAUGAACUAGCAGGCAAACUACAGAGCUUAGACCUUUCAGCUGCUGCAGAGAUGACCUGUGGUACGCCUCCAGGGGCCUCCUGUUCCGAGACUGAGUGUGGCGGCCCCAACUGCAGAACUGACGAUGGAGAAAAGAAGUGUGGAGGACCUGGCUGUGGCGGGCUGGUCACCGUGGCCCACAACGCCUGGCAGAAAGCCAUGGAUUUUGAUCAAGAAGUCCUGAGCGCGCUGGCCGAAGUGGAACAGCUCUCCAAGAUGGUUUCUGAAGCCAAACUGAGGGCAGAUGAGGCAAAACAGAAUGCUCAAGAUGUUUUGUUGAAAACUAAUGCUACUAAAGAAAAAGUGGACAAGAGCAACGAGGAUCUGAGAAACCUAAUCAAGCAAAUCAGAGACUUUCUGACACAGGACAGUGCUGAUCUGGACAGCAUUGAAGCGGUGGCAAAUGAAGUGCUGAAAAUGGAAAUGCCCAGCACCCCGGAGCAGUUACAGAACCUGACGGAAGAUAUCCGGGAGCGGGUGGAGAGCCUUUCGCAAGUAGAGGUCAUUCUACAGCAGAGUGCGGCUGACAUUGCCAGAGCUGAGACGCUGUUAGAAGAAGCUAAAAGGGCCAGUAAAAGCGCAACUGAUGUCAAAGUCACCACAGACACGGUAAAGGAAGCUCUAGAAGAAGCAGAAAAAGCCCAGACUGCUGCGGAGAAAGCAAUCAAACAGGCGGACGAAGACAUCCAAGGGACCCAGAACCUGCUGACCUCAAUUGAGUCUGAAACAGCAGCUUCUGAGGAGACCCUGUUCAACGCCUCCCGGCGCAUCAGUGAGCUGGAGAGAAACAUGGAAGAACUGAAGCGGAAGGCUGCCCAGAACUCCGGAGAGGCCGAAUAUAUUGAAAAAGUAGUGCACUCUGUGAAGGAGAGUGCAGAUGAAAUCAAGAAGACUCUCGACGGUGAACUUGGGGAAAAGUACAAGCAAGCAGAAAAUAUAGUUGCUAAAAAAUCUGAAGAGUCAGCUGACGCCAGAAGGAAAGCGGAGAUGCUGCAAAACGAAGCAAAAACACUUCUGGCUCAAGCGAACAGCAAGCUGCAGCUGCUAAAAGAUUUAGAAAGAAAAUAUGAGGACAACCAAAAAUAUUUAGAAGAUAAAGCUCAAGAACUAGUGAGGUUGGAAGGCGAGGUCCGCUCACUCCUAAAGGACAUAAGCCAAAAAGUUGCUGUUUACAGCACCUGCUUGUAACACAGGAGCGCGUGCCACUAGAGCUGACCAAAGCCAAGCAGCCACAUGAUGAAAAGCUGAAUGAGCGUCAAAACACUCAUGACCUAUUUAAUAUUUUUAAUUGACAAACUUUGUAUGGAGCCAAAUAAAAUAGUGCUUUUGUAUAAACAUGUAACUCUUAAAAUUCAUUGUUACUUUUACUGAUUUAGUGAUCACCAAUCCUUUUAUUUGAAGAAUGUUAUUUGCACUAUAAACGGAUUUAUAAA
Messenger RNA from Ochotona curzoniae (black-lipped pika), 5673 nucleotides. It is a transcript of the gene LAMB1, whose product is annotated as laminin subunit beta 1. The coding region runs from base 68 to 5428 and encodes 1786 amino acids. The record is from RefSeq and is a predicted model, not a curated record. NCBI's taxonomy places the organism in Eukaryota, Metazoa, Chordata, Mammalia, Lagomorpha, Ochotonidae. Gene Ontology annotation, molecular function: extracellular matrix structural constituent. Gene Ontology annotation, biological process: axon guidance. The transcript has 33 exons. Gene Ontology annotation, cellular component: basement membrane.